Molecule: messenger RNA, 2138 nt
Organism: Morus notabilis
Lineage: Eukaryota; Viridiplantae; Streptophyta; Magnoliopsida; Rosales; Moraceae
Exons: 7
Coding region: 1-1992 (663 amino acids)
Molecular function (GO): protein binding
Source: RefSeq, a predicted model, not a curated record
AUGACACUCCAAGACAGCGAUGUUACACAACCAUUAGAUAUUGAUUCUUCCUUAGGAUUAGUAAUUAACUGCGAACAACUCCUAGUUAAUUUCCACAGAAGCCGAGAAAAUCCCGAAUCUGCAAGAAACACCACCGGCGACCAGCAACACGUUAAUCCCAAUAUUACUGAUGGAAACUUGGAUUACUACUUACCAUUGUACAAAGCUGCACUGGAAGGCAAUUGGGAAGCAGCGAAACGAUUUCUUGACAAUGACCCCAGCGCAGCAAUCGCUAGUAUCACACUUCUAUCAUUCACUGCGUUGCACGUGGCAGCAAGUGAGGGGCAUACAGAGUUCUUGGAGAAGCUGGUGGGUUUAAUGUCGACAGAGGCUAUGGCUGCAGGUGACAUGGAGGGCCAAACGGCCCUUCAUAUAGCAGCCAUAAGCGGAAGCCUGGGGGCUGCUGUGGCAUUGGUUAAGAGAAACCCUAGAUUGACGGGCGUUGUGGACCACAAGGGAUACACUCCGCUCGUCCUCGCUGCAAGGUAUGCAUCGGGAAGUGAGUUGGUGUGGUAUCUUACUUUGACGACUACGGAUGAGGAGCCUGGCCGUCCCUUUACCGGUCCCCUAGCUGCCGAUCUCGUUCACAUGCUCAUCUCCAGUGGUUAUUUGGAUACCCUCUUGUAUCUACUUCAGCACUAUCCUAAUUUAGCUACUAUGGAAGAGAUUUCUCCUCUUUCUGACUUGGUCUUGACUUCUUUCAACUUCUUGAGUGGCAGCAAGCUCGGAUUUUGGGAAAGAUUCAUUUACUCUUUUAUCCCAAUUAGAAAAAACAUCGGACCCCCACACUCUUUGAGAAGCAUUGUGGAGAAUUCUCCGGAAUAUAGCAAACGUCACAACUCAUGUUCAAUGCUGCUGUGGAUGCUCCUCUACAAAAUUUUCAGACGAAUAACACCAAGUUUUAUCAAGCGACUCCAAGAUGCAAAACUUAAACAUCAUUGUGCGGUCGAAUUAUUCAGACAAAUUUGCACGAUGAUUCGCGAAACUCGCGGUUCUGAUCUGACAGAUUAUUUUCUUAGCAAAGGGGAAAUCCUAUACGAGGUCACAUCUCGUGGGAUGGUUGAUAUUUUAGCAAUGAUUCUUCAGUUUUGUCCAGAUCUUGCAUAUGUUCGCAUAGAAAAUCAAACUCUAAUGCAUAUAACUAUUCAACAUCGGCAAGAGAAGAUUUUCAGAUUUUUGUUGGAGAAGAACUUACAAAGACUAGAUUAUGGCCCUCAAACUCGAUCAGGAGCCGUUGAUAUCUUGUGUUUAGCAGCAAAACUUUUACCGUUCCCUCAACUUUCGCGCAUAUCAGGUGCAGCUCUACAAAUGCAAAGAGAUAUAUGGUGGUUUAAGACAGUCGAGAAAUUGGUGGAUCCUUAUUCUUUCAUGUUAAAAAGCGAAGAAAAAAAAAUUCCACAAGAACUAUUCAUGAAGGAGCACAAAGAGCUAGCUGAGGCUGCAGAAACGUGGAUGAAAAAUACAUCAAGUUCUUGCAUGAUUGUAUCGACUUUGGUCGCGACGGUAAUGUUUGCAGCCGCUUUCACCGUGCCAGGAGGAAACAACGACGCAGGAACUCCAAUUUUCUUGUGGAAUAGUGCAUUGUUGGUGUUUGCGAUUUCAGAUGCACUAGCAUUAUUUUCUUCUCUGACUUCACUUUUGAUGUUCCUUUCGAUCUUAACUGCAAGAUAUGCCACUGAAGAUUUCCUCAAGUCGUUACCAAAAAGUCUAAUAAUCGGUCUGGCUUCACUCUUCUUUGCAACAACAACGAUGAUGGUAGCUUUGGGAGCCACACUUUCCAUUGUGCUUGAGGAGAAAAUGAAUUGGAUUUAUGUCCCAACCAUUUUGAUCGCUUCUUUGCCGGUGACCAUAUUUGCUUUGCUACAACUUCCUUUGUUUAUCAAUUUGGUCCAAUCAACAUUUGGAUAUUUCACUUUUCGCCCUCAAACUCUUGGUGAUUUAUCAUGGAUGUAGGGAGGAAAACCAAGAUCUAUUAAUUCGUUGCGGCUCUUAAAUUACUAAGUUAAUGUGAUCAUAUUUUAAUAUAUAUGUUACUCCCAUAUGAAUCUAUUUCCGUAUGUAGAGAUUUAUAGCAUUGUGUAAUUUAAAAAAGAUAUGGA